AUGGCAGGCCCUCCCAACAAACGCCAAAGACGAGAGGAGUACAAAAAAUCCCAGGCCAAGGUCCAGGAUGGCAGGGUCGAACUGCCCAAGAAGAAAUUCUAUCGCCAGCGUGCACACGCCAACCCGUUCUCCGACCAUCUUUUGGCAUAUCCUCUCAGUCCCGAGAGCAUGGACUGGACCGGGCAUUAUCCCGCCUUUACCCAGCCAAAACAGGCGGACGAGGAUGCACCGCGUAUGACGCGCGAAGUUGAAAUCGCCGACAUCGGUUGUGGGUUUGGUGGCUUGAUCGUCGCACUUUCGACACUGUACCCGGAGACGUUGAUGCUUGGAAUGGAGCUUCGGACACAAGUUCUAGACUACGUCAUCAGUCGUAUCGCAGCACUCCGGGCCCAGAACCAGUCGGCCGAGAGCGAAUACUCACCUUAUCAGAACAUUUCGGCGGUGCGCUCGAACACCAUGAAGUUUCUCCCCAACUUCUUCCGCCGGGCCCAGCUGUCGAAGAUCUUCCUGUGUUUCCCGGAUCCGCACUUCAAGCAGAGGAAGCACAAGGCUCGAAUCGUCUCGGCGCAGCUCAACGCCGAGUAUGCGUUCGUCACGAAGCCCGGGGGCAUGGUCUACACCAUUACCGACGUCGAGGAGUUGCAUCGGUGGAUGGCCAAGCAUUUCGAAGGCGAAGAGGCGGGUGAUUCCCGGGAACUGUGGGAGAGGGUACCGGACGCGGAGUUGGAUUCAGAUCCUUGUGUCAAGAUCAUGAGCGAAGAGACCGAGGAGUCCAAAAAGGUGACGAGGAACGGCGGAAAGAAAUUCAUCGCCGUCUUUAGAAGGAAACCUAACCCCGAGUGGCCAUGA
This is a messenger RNA of Exophiala spinifera, 849 nucleotides long. RefSeq names its product tRNA (guanine-N(7)-)-methyltransferase. Gene Ontology annotation, biological process: tRNA methylation; RNA (guanine-N7)-methylation. The record is from RefSeq and is a predicted model, not a curated record. The transcript has 3 exons. Gene Ontology annotation, cellular component: tRNA methyltransferase complex. Gene Ontology annotation, molecular function: tRNA (guanine(46)-N7)-methyltransferase activity. Bases 1 to 849 code for a protein of 282 amino acids. Lineage: Eukaryota; Fungi; Ascomycota; Eurotiomycetes; Chaetothyriales; Herpotrichiellaceae.